GAAACAGGUAUCCAAUGAUCUUGCCAAGAUGGCACCCACGGUGAUAGCAUUGUGUCUACCCAUUGUGUACUACUUUGUCUUACCCCUGAUGUUUCUUUAUCCCACAGUGUUCUUAUCUAAUCAGUUUCUGUCACGUGACAAGCUUCUCCGGUACUAUCUGAAAUCCUACCGACAGAGGGCGGCGUUGUAUCCCACUGUCCUGGAAUUGUUGUCUGCGAAAGCCGGCAGGAUUCAAAACAAAGAAGACAGUGACUCCAUACGGACAGUUCUAGACAGGCUACAAUCUGAAAAAUCAGUUACUGUGCAACAAGCCCUGCAGGCCAGGAAUGCCUUCCUCGCUUACAGAUUUGGUAAUCUUUCAAGGCAACAUCUGAAAUAUCUUUGCAACCUGUGCUCACUUCGCACCAUGUUUAUGCCAGGCUUUCUGCUGCGUAGAAAACUGACCAAGAACAUGGCCCUAAUCCAAGCGAUGGACCACUCCAUCCUGAAAGAGGGCGUCUCAACCCUAGACCACUUGGAAGUAGAGAAACUUUGCUACGAGAGGGGCCUGAACGUUGUACACUCAGACAAGAGAGAGUUGGAGGCUUGGCUAAGUCUGUGGUUAGAAUUAUCAGCAAAGACCACUGACGACGACCGGUCUUUUAUAGCACACUCUGUGGUACUGCUAGCCAUGGGCCACCCUUCUUGUCAGCGACUGCUGGAUAUACCCAGCCAGACAACUCCCGCUGGUGAAGAACUCAAGAAAGAUUAACGUUGGCCCCUGCUGUAGACAAGUCAGUCCAUCACAAUUCAGUUAAAGGUCAUCCAGUCGGCAGCAUGGCAAGCCGCUGACAUGAAGAGUGAUGAAGACGUCCUCGUUGUCGUCCAGCUGCUCUGUUGUGGCAAGUCAUUGGCUUUGGCCUGUGAUGGAUUCGACUGCAGUUUUGGACAAUGUCAGGUCAUUCAGGCUCGUCCUAAGCCAAAGAUAUUCCGGACCAAUCAAGGCAGCCCAUCUGUGAAGUCAUACCGUCACUUAGGCAGUGCAUUGAAAUUGCUAUUUUAUAGUAGACAUUUUGGGUCCUACGGCCAACUUUACUGUAAAGAUAAAUACCACAUUUAAAGGUUACAGAUUAGUUAUCACACGAGUGCGAGUGGAACGUAGAAUAAUGGGGUGUGUCUUUGUCCCGUAUACAGGACAACAGGUGCACUACAUUAUUCUGUGUUCUGUGAGCGUGAUAACAAAUUUAUCUUCAAGCAAACGUGACGCGCUGUAAAUAUAUAUUAACGGUAUGCUUACGGGAUACGUAUGCGGCUCAGAAAAUUUGGUGGUUUAAAUCUUUCUAUUGAUUAUUCUAUCCCCACACACUGUAAGCAAUAAGCAUUUCACAUCAAUGUGCUCGCGUACACCUAGGUUUUUGAAAUAUCGGCACAAAUCAGUGAUAAAACUGUCCAGUUUUUGCGAGUUGCGUAUGUGUCUCACAUCAGCACCAUUUUUAACGGUACAGGUGUAAAUUUUAAACAGUAAAUUUUGCAGUUGUGCAUUUUGCUGUGUUGAGUUAGAACAGCGCAUUACACAGGCAUUGAUAUGAACCAUGCAGUACAGUUAUAUAUCACACCGUUUGUGUUACCAUGGAUUGACCAAUCAGAUUUGAGAAUUCAAGUUUGCCUGAAGAUAAAUGUUCAAAUUAACAUGUAACAUUCAGUAGUUAAGGGGACUCUGAUUGUAGAAACUUCAUUUUGUCUCCUGCGACUGGAGCCUCAAGACACGAAAACAUUUCCAAUGCCAUUUUCAGUGCCAUUCCUCGUCACCUAUGAUGCAAUUUUGCUGUGCCAGAGGGACCUUCAGGUUGUGUGAUGAUACGUUAUAUGAACAGUCAAACGUUUAAAAUGGGGUGGUUCACUUUGGGUACAAAUAUUGAAUGUAAUGUACAUUGUUAAUACUAUAGGGACGUUAGGGCUUAUAUGCACUGUACCCCUCCAGAAUUGUUAGUGGUGUUUCAACUUGUACUUCAGAAGUUUCAAGGUGGUGAAAACCGAAAUCUGGCAAUGCUAGAUUGAAACUAAAUUGAAUUUCACUACUGACAAUAAACCACAAAUAAAACUCAAAA
Messenger RNA from Acanthaster planci (crown-of-thorns starfish), 2087 nucleotides. Its product is annotated as LETM1 domain-containing protein 1-like. NCBI's taxonomy places the organism in Eukaryota, Metazoa, Echinodermata, Asteroidea, Valvatida, Acanthasteridae. Gene Ontology annotation, cellular component: mitochondrial inner membrane. The record is from RefSeq and is a predicted model, not a curated record. Gene Ontology annotation, biological process: intracellular monoatomic cation homeostasis. Gene Ontology annotation, molecular function: ribosome binding.